Copidosoma floridanum is the source of this 3505-nucleotide messenger RNA. It is a transcript of the gene Hsc70-5, whose product is annotated as Heat shock protein 70 cognate 5. Gene Ontology annotation, biological process: protein folding. The record is from RefSeq and is a predicted model, not a curated record. Gene Ontology annotation, molecular function: ATP binding; ATP-dependent protein folding chaperone. NCBI's taxonomy places the organism in Eukaryota, Metazoa, Arthropoda, Insecta, Hymenoptera, Encyrtidae.
CUUAUUCGCCACUUCUUCUGAACCUCAUGUCUCAUUGGUUAAAUACCGCACCCCUCACUUUACCGGAGUUGCAUCACACAAACCAUGCACAUUUCAUUGAGUCGUUCGUAUCUUCGUAUAUAGCAGAUUAAGUCUACAGCGAUCUUCUGCAUUCGGCGUGUGACAUUUUCGUCUCGCGUGUGCGCAGUGCGCGUGUGUAAUACCGUGUAUAUAUAUAAAGCGUUGCGUUGUUCGCUCUCUCGCCGGGAUUGCAACUUUCCAAGGUGUUGUUUUAAACAAUUGUACAGCUAUUGUUUGAUAAGUAUUUUGCUACGAAAAGAAAUAAAGAACAGAGUCGAAACGAGCCGAUCAACAUGCUUGCAGCAGCGAGGAUCCUGAGCCGCGGAGCUGGUACUGGCUGCGAGGUUGCCCGCAGACACCAGCAGUUCACCACAAUCAUUAAAAAUGCUGCUGCGCCCACAGUUGCUUACCCACAUCGUAAUGACUUCCAACAGUACAGGUUCAAAUCCGAGGGGGUCAAGGGAGCAGUUGUUGGUAUUGAUCUUGGAACGACGUUUUCAUGUGUUGCUGUCAUGGAAGGAAAGCAGCCAAAAGUUAUUGAAAAUGCCGAGGGUUCCAGAACAACACCAUCCUACGUUGCCUUCACGAAAGAUGGAGAACGGCUUGUCGGCAUGCCAGCAAAACGACAGGCAGUCACUAACUCGGCAAACACGUUUUAUGCUACCAAACGUCUCAUUGGCAGAAAGUUUGAAGAUCCUGAAGUUAAGAAAGACAUGAAGACAGUGUCCUACAAAAUCGUCAAAGCAUCUAACGGUGAUGCGUGGAUCCAGAGCACAGACGGCAAGAUGUACUCACCCAGUCAGAUUGGUGCUUUUGUUUUGAUGAAGAUGAAGGAGACCGCCGAAAGUUACCUCAAUACGCCAGUGAAAAAUGCCGUUAUCACUGUGCCCGCCUACUUUAACGAUUCCCAAAGACAAGCUACAAAAGACGCUGGACAAAUCUCCGGUCUGAACGUGCUUCGAGUCAUCAACGAACCUACUGCGGCUGCACUUGCCUACGGCAUGGACAAAACUGAAGACAAAAUCAUCGCUGUAUACGAUUUAGGUGGUGGAACCUUUGAUAUUUCCAUUCUUGAAAUUCAAAAGGGAGUGUUUGAGGUAAAGUCCACCAAUGGAGACACUUUCUUGGGUGGUGAAGAUUUCGAUAACUCGCUUGUCAAUUACCUCGCCAGUGAAUUCAAGAAGGAGCAAGGUAUCGAUGUAACCAAAGAUGCCAUGGCAAUGCAACGUCUGAAGGAAGCCGCUGAAAAGGCAAAGAUUGAACUGUCCAGUUCCCAGCAAACAGACAUUAAUCUGCCCUAUCUCACAAUGGACGCCAGUGGUCCCAAGCACUUGAACCUCAAACUUUCGCGCAGCAAAUUCGAGUCCCUCGUUGGCGACCUUAUUAAGCGCACAAUUCAGCCCUGCCAGAAGGCUCUCGGCGAUGCCGAGGUGUCCAAGUCCGAGAUUGGCGACGUCCUUUUGGUUGGUGGUAUGACCCGUAUGCCCAAGGUGCAACAGACGGUACAGGAGAUCUUUGGUAGACAGCCAUCCAGAGCCGUCAACCCUGACGAAGCUGUUGCAGUUGGUGCUGCUAUUCAGGGUGGAGUUUUGGCUGGCGACGUUACCGAUGUGUUGCUGCUUGAUGUCACUCCACUUUCCUUGGGAAUUGAAACUCUCGGUGGUGUCUUCACGAGGUUGAUCACACGAAACACAACCAUUCCCACAAAAAAGAGUCAGGUAUUUUCUACAGCUGCUGAUGGUCAGACUCAGGUGGAAAUUAAGGUGCACCAGGGUGAGCGUGAAAUGGCCUCAGACAAUAAGCUUUUGGGACAGUUCACACUCGUUGGUAUCCCACCUGCGCCGCGUGGUGUUCCACAGAUAGAAGUUACAUUCGACAUAGAUGCCAACGGUAUUGUACACGUGUCUGCCCGGGACAAGGGCACUGGAAAAGAACAACAAAUUGUCAUUCAAUCCAGUGGUGGUUUGAGCAAAGAUGAAAUUGAAAACAUGGUCAAGAAUGCCGAACAGUAUGCUAAGGAAGACAGAAUCAAGAAGGAACGUGUUGAGGCCGUCAACCAGGCCGAGGGUAUUGUUCACGACACUGAAGCCAAGAUGGAAGAGUUCAAAUCGCAGCUGCCUCAAGAAGAGUGCGACAAAUUGAGAGAACUUGUUGCAAAGAUGAAGGAAACCUUGGCCAAGAAAGACGAUAUGGACCCCGAAGAAAUUAAAAAACAAACGAACGAACUUCAACAAGCAAGCUUGAAACUCUUUGAGAUGGCGUACAAGAAGAUGGCUUCUGAACGUGAAGGAAACCAGCAACAGCAACAAUCGCAAGAACAGCCCGAGGGUGAGAAAAAAGAAGAGAAGAACUAAAAUGGUUUAAUUUUUUCUUAGAUUUUUUUUCAAGUAAUGGACAUCGAUCUUUUACAAAGAGCUGGUACGAUAUCACCAUCGUGACAUUAUUCUGUAAUGGAAACUUUAUUAUCGGUGAAUUUGAUAUUCCAUAAUUAAUUGUCGAGUUAACUAUAGUUUCAAUUCGGAAACACGCAUAGUAUGGAUAUCUACGUUACGACAGUCGACGAGCAAUUACAAUUUUACAGUGAUUUUUUCAAUAGAAAAAAAAUCGACCAGCAUAAUUAUGAUCGUCGAUACAAGGCUCCAAGAAGGAUUGAGUAGUUGACAUUUAUGAUAAAACCAUGCGUACGUAGGUUAUCCUACAUACAAAUAAUUUUUUACAUUACGUCAGAAAAUUGAGCUUUCGUUUAUUAAAGUCGAGUGGGGUGGAACCAGCAUUUAUGGGGCUUCAUGUACCAAACAAAAACUUGGUCACUUAAUUCUCUAGGGAAGUAGGAGCUACAAUUCUGGCCAUAUAUGAUAGUCUACACUCUCAAUUAGCUGGCUAAAAAAAUCAUUAUUAAUCUCUAAUUUAAGACACGAAAGAUAGUAGAAAGAAAUUGCAAUGUAAAUUGUGUACAUACGUGCUCGUGUGCUUUAUGAAACGAUUGUACAGGCUUUUGAGAGCUUGUUAUUAAUCGCGAAUGAUACAUUUUUUAAAUUGGAAAUCUAUGUUGUGUUGUUUUUUGCCUUAAACAUGAAUAAUUUGUUGAAAGAACGUAACGAAUUGAAUUAUACCCUGUUCAUUGUUGUACCAAAGUUGGAUAGAGGAGACAAAAAUUAGUUCAAUCAUCAAUUUUUCUCAAUUUUCACAUCUGCUGUACCUUUAUGCGUACUGUGUGAAUGAUAUGGAAAAAUGAAAUAGUAUGAAAUAAGUGAAGCAAAUAGAUUUACUUACCAUAAGUCGAACGCAAAUUAUAUGUAGAUUAUUAUAAGUAGUAUGUUGAAUGAAAGAAAAAGAAGAAGAAAAAAAGGAAGAGGAAAAAGUCCUGUGUAUCUGUAAACUUGAUCCAAUUUUUUUUAUUUCAAAAUCCAUACCCACUUAUAUAACUUUAUAUAUGUAUAUGUUU